UCUCCCUCUCUCUCUCUUUCUAUCUCUCUCUCCCCCUCAAAUCAGCACAGACGGGCGUGAGACUUUCAGUAGAAACGGCCUCACUUCUUUCUCGCCCUCGAGCACUGCUUCGCGCAACCAUGGAGAACUACGAACAUGCCGCGGGUUCACUCCAGGGGAUUAGGGUGCUUGCCGAGGACCCCAUCCACAUGCAGACCAUGACCCAAACACAAGUGUUCUCUGGCGACCAGACCGUGGAGAUGGCGUGCCGCUUCCUGACCAAGCCCCUGGUCGACGACGUGGUCCGCCGUCCUGUCAAGGAGCGAAGCCUCAACACCACCGCCACCGCCACCCCGGCAAACACCGAUCCUCGCUGCAUCCAUGUCGUCCGUCAGGAUGGCACGUCGAGGAAGAGGCCAGUGGAAGUGGACCACUCAGACAACGGGGGCUUCGAUGGCAGGACCUCCAAGAAGAUCAACUUCCAGUGGGCUACACAGAAGCAGCUCAAUGGAACGGAAGACAAUACUCAGAAAAAUAUAAGAGAACCUCUGGAGCAUGACAGUGUAAGAGCAACUAUGGAUCAAGUCAGCAGCCAUCUUCAGAAAUACAAACCGGAUUCCCAAUUUGAUCUGCUAUCAACUACGCCCACUACUAGCCUAUCAUACUCUAACGAUUCUUGGAUGAACUAUUCGACAUCUCAAGAUAGUGAGGGAAGUUCUGGAUUCAACAUGAGGUCCCUGGGAGCAAGAAAUCUUAACCAAAUAAGCCGGCUAAGUGGUAGUACAUCACCAGUUGGUUUGGGCGUUUAUGCAAAUGGGAGCAGCACAACAGGUCUUGGUGGAGCUGCUAUUAAGGGACCAACAUCUAGUACUAGUAAUGGCAACGGAAAUAGCAAUGCUAAUGGUUAUGGUUAUCGGUAUGGUAGUGGCAACAGUAAUAGUUAUGGUAAUCUUAAUGAUAAUGGUUAUGGUUACGGUUAUGCUGAUGGUAAUGGUGGUCAUGGUGGAGUUCUAACAGAUGGGAUCAUGUCAAAUGCAUCAUUUUCGUCCAACCUAGCACAACCAAUACAGCAGCCAAUUCCCACUUUCAAUUUAUUUCCAAGUAACACUGUGUGUGCCAUGGAUAAUCCAAACCAUACAAGGCAACAAGAGCUUGUACCACAGUUAUAUCGACUCAGUUAUGACUGUAGAAAUGGAGGGAUAUCUAUGUCGCCUUGGCCUCAGGAUGAUGGUGCUGACCUACGCAGAAGGUACCAGGGUGAGAACGAGGUCACUGAAAAUACGGUGACCAUGGACGUGACCCAUGGAAUUAAGAAUGCGGCAACCGUGGACAUGCCACAAGGAAUGCAGACUGCUGCAAUCGGGGAGAUGACGAAGGAAAUGCUUGGAGAUGGUCAGACCAGUGCAGUGCAGCCUCAAGGCCUUGGCGGUGAGUUUUCGAACUGGGAGAGCACUACUUUUGGAACAGCUGGCACAUCAGCUGGAGGAGUAGUCACAGAUGAGACGCUAGAUUGGCUAACUCCAGCUGAAUUCGAAAACCUUAUGAACACCACUUGGUCUGAACUCUGAAGGCACGGACCAGACGUGGGAGCAUACAUAGAACAAAAAGAAAACAUGAUAUUGUCCAUUUUGCUCCGGUGAAUGGUGAAGAAAGCUUCGGUGCUAGAAUUUGUUACUUUUGCCUUGGAUGAAAAGUUUCUUGUAAUCUGGAUUGGGAGAAACGGAUAGUGGUUGGACAGAAACAAAAUUGAAUCUCUUUUAAGCCAUCCAUUGCCAUUUUUCUUA
Hordeum vulgare subsp. vulgare (domesticated barley) is the source of this 1763-nucleotide messenger RNA. RefSeq names its product cell wall protein IFF6-like. The record is from RefSeq and is a predicted model, not a curated record. Bases 120 to 1547 code for a protein of 475 amino acids. NCBI's taxonomy places the organism in Eukaryota, Viridiplantae, Streptophyta, Magnoliopsida, Poales, Poaceae. The transcript has 5 exons.